AUGUACCCGUACGCUGGUAUAGGGCCACACCAUCCUAUGAAGAGGCUACACGAGUACCAUUCCCUCACCCAGUCUCCCAAGUCGGCCUCCACGCUGGCGGGGUCUCAGCGCCAGGGAUUCUGGCACUGCCAGCUCGACGCGGAGCUCAGCGAUGAGUACGACGAGCCGUCGUCGCCGGCGAGAUGCGGCGCGCGGAAGGGGAAGGGAUGGUUCCGUCUGUGGGAGAAUGGCACCACGCUGGGCGACCCCGACGAGGCGCCGUGCUACGCUGACCAGCUCCGCGUGGUGUACGACCGCCGCCGCGGCGACUACGGCAACGUCGCCGGCGUCCGGACGCGCGUCGUCUCGUUCGGGACCACCCGCGGCUUCGGCCCCUAUGGCAACGACGGCGACGGCGAUCCUUCGGACCCGGAAAGGGGAAGUUGUUUGAAGAAGAUGACUGAGGCACUGAAAGGAAUCGGAUACAACGAAGAGGAGAAUCUCUUCGGCGCCCCGUACGACUCUCGGUACGUGUCGGCACCACCUGGCAUGCACGCCAUGGCGUUCUCCUCGUUCAUGGCCGACCUGAGGCGCCUCGCCGAGCACGCGAGUGGGAAGAAUGGCGGCAGGGCGGUCAUCCUAGUGACGCACAGCAUGGGUGGCUUGAUGGCCGUGGAGUUCCUCACGCGAAGCCCGGUGCCCUGGCGCAAAAGGUACGUCAAGCACCUGCCGCUGGUGGUGACGCGGCGCGGGAACUACUCCGCCCGCGACAUGCCCGAGCUUCUUGCGGCGGUCGGGUUCUCCGGCUCGGAGAUCCACCUGUACCGGACGAGGGCGCUGCCGGUGACGCUGGGCUUCCGAGCGCCGCGUGUGCCGGUGACUGCCGUGUACGGCGCCGGCGUGCCGACGCCGGAGCAGCUGGUGUACUGGGACGGCGACUUCAGCAAGGACCCGGAGGUGAUGUACGGCGACGGAGACGGUGCUGUCAACCUGCAAAGUGUGCUGGCACUGACCCCCGUGGUCGGAGAAGAUCCGGAGCAAGGUUUCUUCAAGGCCGUCAAGAUCGCCAAUGCGACGCACGGAGCAAUUAUUCGAGAUGAGUUCGCCCUAAAUGGUGUGAUUACCGAGUAUUUUUUCCAUUUUUAUUGAAAAUGUACCACAGUUUUCUACGUAAAAUUUGAUAAGAAAACAGUGGACGCUGCCAGCUCUCAGUAUAUGAUAGUGAUGCCUACACCAUGUGACAGCGUCAUUUUCCAUUGUCUGCUAUUGCUCUUGUGUAAAAGUAUCGUUAUAGCUACAAGUACCAGUAUCAAUUGUUAACAACUCUUUUAGUUAGUAGAUGA
Molecule: messenger RNA, 1322 nt
Organism: Oryza brachyantha (malo sina)
Lineage: Eukaryota; Viridiplantae; Streptophyta; Magnoliopsida; Poales; Poaceae
Product: lecithin-cholesterol acyltransferase-like 1
Exons: 5
Coding region: 1-1128 (375 amino acids)
Biological process (GO): lipid metabolic process
Source: RefSeq, a predicted model, not a curated record